Messenger RNA from Kockovaella imperatae, 1688 nucleotides. RefSeq names its product eukaryotic and archaeal DNA primase, large subunit-domain-containing protein. Gene Ontology annotation, cellular component: alpha DNA polymerase:primase complex. The transcript has 7 exons. Lineage: Eukaryota; Fungi; Basidiomycota; Tremellomycetes; Tremellales; Cuniculitremaceae. Bases 145 to 1680 code for a protein of 511 amino acids. The record is from RefSeq and is a predicted model, not a curated record. Gene Ontology annotation, biological process: DNA replication, synthesis of primer.
UGUAGGAUGAACAAGAGAAAGGUUGUGCUGGAAAGUAUCCCUUGAGGUGACGGAGAUCGACUCAUCUCCGACGACUCAUCUCCGUCAUCUCAUGGUGGACGCGUCGCGACAACAUUGACUUUUUGGAUCGUUACUGUACCCACCAUGUUCAAGCCGAGCACUCGUCAUAACCUGCCCGCCUUGACGGCCGAUGUCAAGAUCAACAAACGACAAUCGACCUCUGCGUCGUCUUCGUCGUCGUCGUCGUCGUCCCGUUGGCCGUAUCGGCUCAAUUUCUAUGACCAACCGCCAGUGCUGGACAUUACGCUCGAAGAGUUUGAAGUCUUUGCCAUUGCAAGGCUCCGCGUCUUGACGCAUAUCGAGGCGUUGUCUCAUCGAUCUCUGCCGUUUCCUCAGUUUUCGUCGGCCGUGGGGACGUAUCUCAAACAGCACCUCCCCUUGUCGUCUAAUACCGCGAGAAACGUAAACGUGUUGGAGGAACGGAGAAAGGAUGAGAUUGGUCACUGGGUGUUGCGUCUGGCGUUUUGCAGAAGUCCCGAUCUGAGGGCGAGGUUUCUCCGUUCUGAACUGGCACUCUUUCGCCAACGUUUCGAGACCGACGACGCAGCCGAACGAGCAGCGUUUCUCAAAUCACUUCAGUUUGACUGGCAGCUUGUCGAUGCGGGUGAAAAGGCGAGGCUGGAGACGGAACUCAAGACGUGUCUGUGGACCAGUGGAACGAGCAAAGACGAGGCGUUUAGAGCGGAGAGCUGGUUCAAGGUCCCGUGGCACACUGUCCCGGAUCUCGUGGGUCAACGAAGGGUUUACAUCAACGGUGGGAUGGCCUAUGUGCCUCAGAGUUUGCAAAUCAGCUUGGUGCUGCAGGCCUUUGGAUCGAGAUUGGAGAGGGCUUUAGAGCUCACGGCGAAAAACCUCCCUCGAUUGGACGAAGAUGAACGACUCGGGCCUGUGCUUGACCACCUCGCCACCUCCUUUCUCUCUGGACUCGGAGCCGCCGAGUAUCAAUCGGAAUCCGAUGGGAACGGGACGACAGUCACGGCAGACAUGGUGGAUGAUGUCGCUCGGAAGCAUUUCCCACCUUGUAUGCGGAAUCUGUACGAUAGACUCAAGCGUGAUCACCACUUGAAACAUUUCGCAAGGCUCCAAUUGGGUCUGUUCCUGAAGGGUAUCGGACUUCCUCUCGACGAGGCGGUCGUGUUUUGGAGACGGAUGUACGGGGCCACCAUGUCGGACGACAAGUUUAACAAGGAGUACAAGUAUAACAUUCGCCAUGGGUACGGACAAGAGGGCAAGCGGAUGAAUUAUGCACCAAAGAGUUGCCAAGCCAUCCUCACUAUCAACCAACCCGGCACGCAAGAUUCUCACGGCUGUCCUUUCCGUCACUUUUCACCCGAUAAUCUCGUGAUUUUUCUGCUGUCGACGUACCCUCAAUUGGACAGAUCAUCACCCGAGAUGCGUGACAUUCUCGAUAGCGUCAAGACGUCUCACUAUCAUGUGGCGUGCACGAGGGUCUUUGAAGUGACUCAUGGGUUGAAAAAGGGACAAGGUCUAGGUCCAGAUGGUGAGACGGUGACUCAUCCCAACAAGUUUGUGGAUAGGAGUAGGGAGAUGGAGAGAGAUCGGAUGGAGGCCAUCAAGGCAAAGGAGGGCGGCGGGGAUGAGGAUGUGAAGAUGGAUUGAUGCAUGCU